Cuscuta epithymum is the source of this 1520-nucleotide messenger RNA. The record is from the annotation of a GenBank genome assembly. Lineage: Eukaryota; Viridiplantae; Streptophyta; Magnoliopsida; Solanales; Convolvulaceae.
CUGAUAUCAAUCUUCUUCUUCAUCUUGCUAAGUCUGUAAACAUCCUAAUUCGAAUUCUAUUCUUACAAUUAGAAUUCCUAUUGCUUUUAAUGAUUUUCGCUUAUUUAGCCUAGAUCAUUACAAUUGGUAUCAGAGCUUCUCUGAAUCGAAGAUUCAUCCAUACGAUCUCCAGUUCCAUUGUGCACUUUUCAAACCCUGGCGAAAAAGACUACUGUGGCAUCCCUAGCUGUUUUAAUGGAGGACAAGGUGCAAGGGCUCGAACGGCAACUGGAAGAGCAGACUCUUUUGAACGAGAAGAAGUUUGCUGAAACUAAUCAAAAACUUGAUGUGUUCUUACAACUGAUGCAGAAAAAGACGGUGGAAAACUUAGAGGAUCAGUCGCUGCACCAAAUUUCUCCUGUAAUCCAAUCUGCGCACGGAAAUUUUCAACCAAAUUCAGGUAAUCAUGCUAGAACUCCUGGAUUUCUUCCCAAGAUUGAAUUUCCCAACUUCUCUGGAAUUAAUCCCCGUCAAUGGAUUCAAAAAUGUGCAAAAUAUUUUGAGCUUUGUUCUAUUGAUAACAACCAGAAGGUAGACUUAGCAUCCUUGUAUUUGUCUGGACGUGCUGAAUCUUGGUUUACUAGCUAUAUUUCUGUGCAUAAGAAGGUUUCAUGGGAACAAUUUGUGGUGGAUAUUUGUGCACGGUUUAAUGAAGAAUUGGGGAGUACAGUAACUGAAGAAUUCAAUAGACUUCAACAGUUCAGAUCAUUGGACGAAUACAUGGAUCAAUUUGAGCAACUGAGAAGUUUAUUGCUGCAGCGAACUGAAAGGCUGCCUGAAGAAUUUUUUUUGGAUAGGUUCAUUGGAGGACUUAAUCCUACUAUUAAGUCCUUUGUGAAAGCAUUCAAACCAAGAACCUUGAUGCAGACCAUGGAAUAUGCCCGGUUGCAAGAAAAUAGCUUGGAUGCCUUGAAGAAAUGGGGAAGAGGAGAGGGGGAUAAACCGGUUUACAGAAAUAUUGAAAAACCUACAUUACCUCCAUAUAGAUCUGUUGUCUCUCAGAAUGCCAAAGGACUACUGCCAAAACCCAUUACUCAAGUGGGAGAGAAAAAAGGAUUACACAAUCAGGUAAGAAGGAACUUGUCUGCUAGAGAUAUUGAAGAAAGAAGAAGAAACAACCUAUGUUUUUACUGUGAUGAAGGGUACUAUCCGGGUCAUAAAUGCAGUGCUCAAAUAUACAAGCUUCAGAUCAUUUCCAUAGAUGGGGAAAAAGCAUUUGAUUUGACAGAAGAAGAAGAUGAGGACUUAGAAGAAAAUCAACAUGAUGAGCUGGUCGGAAGCUCCAAUUCCGACUGGAGUGUUAAAAAAAAAAUGUGGUCGGAAUAAUCACUUCCCAAUACAAAAACUUUCGUAAUUUGAGAAACCCUACAAAAAUGGCCGUAUUUUCGCACCACAUGUUCUAUUUUCCCGUGUUUUGGGAAAACACCCUAAAAGUAAGGCCAAAUUUUUUAUUUGAGUUAUGACAAACUAAGGAUUAUUAA